AUGUUGUCGCAAAGUAAACAACCUGACGUCAAUACUCUGUUGCACAAUAUGCGUGCACAGAUCUUGGCGUUGACCACGCAACUCGCCAAGCUGCAGGCGAACCCAGCCACAGCAACCCCCCCCAGAGAAAGAUCACAAUUUGCCGAAUGGUGGAUCAAGCUCCAGAUUUGGGUCAAAGCAAACUGGGAUGUAUUUGCCGAUGAUUUUGAGGUAGCAACCGCAGUGCUAUCUCGACUAAAAGGACCUGUGGCGGGUCGAUACACCCAAGUAAGACUGCAGGAGUGCUACACAGCGGGAGUGUGGCCCACCUGGGACGAUCUCAAAGUAGAAAUUGAGAAAUAA
Molecule: messenger RNA, 342 nt
Organism: Serpula lacrymans var. lacrymans S7.9
Lineage: Eukaryota; Fungi; Basidiomycota; Agaricomycetes; Boletales; Serpulaceae
Exons: 2
Coding region: 1-342 (113 amino acids)
Source: RefSeq, a predicted model, not a curated record